Messenger RNA from Paramecium sonneborni, 879 nucleotides. Lineage: Eukaryota; Ciliophora; Oligohymenophorea; Peniculida; Parameciidae. The record is from the annotation of a GenBank genome assembly.
AAUUUUUGUUUUUUUGAAGAUAUGAGCACAUUUAUCUCAACGAAAUAAGAAUCUUUUAUAGAGAGGCAAAUAACAACAUAGCAACCUGAGACUGUAAAAUAAGUAAGUUUGUUAGUAAUUAGUAGUAUACAUCAUACACGACAGAACCAACAUUGUUAAGGGAAGAUUAUGCAGUUAAGAAAAUAGAGAGACCAGAAGCUUACUAAUUUUGGCAUAAAAAGGAGAAAUAUAAUUCAUAUGCAAGCAGGGUAUUAAAUACAAAUUACAGAUCAUGUUCUGUAAUAAAUCCAGGACAAAGUUUCUAAAUAAAUAAUCUUGGAAGUGGAGUAAGUUAAUCAUAGGUUGUCAAUAAUAAUGAAUUUUAAUGUUGUACAAAAUAAUAGAUGGUUGUAUCUGUUGUAAUAGUAUCAAGAGAGGAAAUAGAGUAACCUUGGAGAGAGGAAUGCUUAUAUUUAUAAUCAGUAAUAAAAGAAUUGGAAAAGAAGAAGGAAAUAAAAGUAGUAAAGGAAAUAGAUUAUGCAAGAGUAUAAAAUAAUAAUAAUCAUUAUAAUUAGAUAAAAGAAUUAGAAGAAGAAAACUAGCAUCUACAAUUAGAAUUAUAAUAAGCAUAAGAGAGUACAUUAAUAACUGAAAGAGUGACAUAAAAUAAUAAUGAAGCUGAAAUAUGGAAAAGAAAGUUCUAAGAGGUUAAUCAUGAUUAUAGUGAAGCAUAAGAGAAGUUGAUGAAUGUAGAAAUUGAAUUAGAAGCAUUAAAGAAAUAACAAGCUAAAGUACAUAUAUUAUAUUAUUAUUUAUAGGUUGCAACUACCACAGUUACAAGAUCAACAAUUAGAACAGGUACAUCUAGUGUUAGAUAAACAGGAUAAAUUUGAUAUCAAU